UAUGAAAUAAAUAGAUAAGUUACUUAAACGUCAUUCAAAUGUUAAUGAGAUCAUAUAAGAUAAAUAAGGAUUGGAAGCUUAUAAUGUAUUUAGAAGUUUUAAACAUGCCAUUGAAGAUAGAUUAAAUCAAUUAGAAGAUGAAUUAAGAUUAAUCGUAUUGAAAUUAGUGAAUGACUAAAAAAUUAAUGAUUAAGGAUAUAAAUUUCUAUAGAGUUUAAACUAAUUCAAUGAAUAAGAUAUAAAAGAAUUAAGAUUAUUUUUGAUUAAUCAACAAUAAAACAUUUAAAAUAAUCAAAUUAAUUUAAAAGAAAAGGAAAGUAAACAAUAAUUAAUAUAACUCACUUCUUAUUUAUAAGAUAAAAUACCAAAUAUUUAAAAGUAAGUCUUAGAUCAAUUAGAUUGUGUUAAUAGUACAUUUUAUACAAAAACUGAAAAAGUGGAAAGACUAAGAAAAGUUUGGAUAUGUAACUAUAUUAUUAAUAAUAUAAAUAGCUGAUGAUGGAUAAAGUAAACCAAGUAUAUUUGACAAAACUACCAUUAGAGCAAAUGUAUUUCAAGUUAGAGAAAAGUAAUUAUAUUUAAUAGGAAUUUUCUAACCAAUGUUAUAUAAAGGAAGUUAUAAUUCAACUAAUUAUGAUUCAUAAGUCAAAACUCCUAAAUUGAUAUACAAAUUACAUGAAGACACAAAUUUAACUAAAUAUAUUUUCAAAUAACACAAAGUCUUAGAACAUGAUAAAUUACAAGUAGUAGAUGGACAUUUAUAUUUUAUUGAAUUCAGAAAUCCAAUUAAAUUGUUACCUAAUAAGACUUAUACUAUAUCCAUUUCAACCAAAGAAUCAAAAUUAUUUUAAACCUACCAUUAUUCAAUCCCUAUUAUAGAUCAUCCUCUAAUUAAAUGGUAAACAGAGGAUUUGACUGAUUCUGAUAUUUUUGUUAAGGGACCUUAUGUAUAACACAUUUAUUCCUAUGCUAACAUUGAUCAAAUACCAAGUUUAUUAAUCAAAACAUGA
This is a messenger RNA of Paramecium pentaurelia, 1010 nucleotides long. The record is from the annotation of a GenBank genome assembly. NCBI's taxonomy places the organism in Eukaryota, Ciliophora, Oligohymenophorea, Peniculida, Parameciidae.